Messenger RNA from Periophthalmus magnuspinnatus, 827 nucleotides. Its product is annotated as cystatin-F. Bases 108 to 563 code for a protein of 151 amino acids. Gene Ontology annotation, cellular component: endoplasmic reticulum; Golgi apparatus; lysosome. The transcript has 4 exons. Lineage: Eukaryota; Metazoa; Chordata; Actinopteri; Gobiiformes; Gobiidae. Gene Ontology annotation, molecular function: cysteine-type endopeptidase inhibitor activity. Gene Ontology annotation, biological process: negative regulation of microglial cell activation; positive regulation of myelination; immune response. The record is from RefSeq and is a predicted model, not a curated record.
GCAGAGGAGGAGAUGAUGCAGAGGAGGAAGUGGUCGAUAGUUUGAGAAAUGAUUGACAGGAAAUGACUGGGCACUUCCUGUAGAAGCUGUGAACAGGAAGUGAGGAGAUGGCGGCUCUUCUGAUCAUCGCUGUGUUUCUGGGGGUCCAUGCUGCCUGCGGGUGGCGCUGUAUUCCUGGGGGACCCUGUGACGUCAGCAUCGACGACAGCAGUGUCCAGCAGGCAGCGCUGUCAGCUGCAGUGUCCUUCAACAACCAAUCAAAUGACAGCUUUCUGUUCAGGCCAGAGCAUGUCAUCAAGGCCCAGAAACAGGUGGUGAAGGGCAUCCGGUUCCUCGUGGACUUGAAUCUUUGUAGAACCAUGUGUCGAAAACGAGACAAAGCCAAGAACCUCUCUGACUGUGGCCUUCAGCCCCCGGGUCCUCUGCACCAGGUCUUCCGUUGCCAUGUGGAGGUUUGGGAUGUACCCUGGAGCCACCACAGCAUCAUUCAGAGACUCUCCUGCAAAACUCUCUCCUCAGCUGCGCAGAGAUCAGAGUCUCAGCCAGUCAGAGAUAGUGACUGAGAAAUGUUAAAAAGGGGUCUUUGCCUUUGGCAAGUUUUUGAUGAGGGGUUAGAACAUGGGAGAAAGAUCCUGAAUCCCUCCUCUUAAACUCAUCUGUAUAAGGCAAGUUAGUCUUUUUCUGUCUCGUAUUUUGAAAUUUAUGAACAUGUAUAAAUUAGCAGCUUACAUUAGAAUAAGAAAUAAAAACAAAAAGCAGUCAUUUCUCUUGUGGAUCAAUAAACUCCUAAAGUCAUGUGACACACUCUUUGGUGUGGUGUCUUUGGU